GUGCGUGCGGCCUCAGGCACGCCGCCUGCGUCACUGCGCCGCGCGGGGCGCCGCCAGCUGACUGCUCCCCCCGGAAGUGAUGCGGGCGGGGAGGCAGCCUCGCCGGGAGCCGCGGGGUAUUCCAUGUGGAACCAAGGGAGCCUGGAAACUGUGGGAGCCUGAAGGAGGCUGUGGAGCUAGUGGAAUGAUUCCCUGAAACUAUGUCAGUCGGCUGCCGCUGGUGGCAUGGUGAGAUGUGUUGAAGAGCAGCGGCGAGGGCGUCUGACGGCAGGAGGACCAUUCUAGGAGCUGGGCUCGCAACAUCAUGGGCCAGUGUGUCACCAAGUGCAAGAAUCCUUCUUCUACCCUGGGCAGCAAGAACGGGGAACGGGAAUCCGGAGGCAAAUCGCACAGCAAGAGGAGCGCAGUGCACAAGGACGACCACGCCGCGGGCUGCGGGAAGUCCCCGGGUGACAUCCUGGUGAACGGGACGAAGAAGGCGGAGGCUGCCGCAGAGCCCUGCCAGCCGCCCCUCUUUCCCGGGGACACACAGCCAGACUCUGCCGCCAGCGCCGAGGACGCCUCCCUGCAGAGGGUCGGGGAGCUGUUCCGGCGGUACAAGGACGAGCGGGAGGAUGCCAUACUGGAGGAAGGGAUGGAGCGGUUUUGCAAUGACCUCUGUGUGGAUCCCACUGAAUUCAAAGUGCUAGUUUUGGCUUGGAAAUUCCAGGCUGCCACCAUGUGCAAAUUUACAAGGAAGGAGUUUUUCGAGGGCUGCAGAGCAAUAAAGGCAGACAGCAUCGACGGCAUCUGUGCGAGGUUCCCCAGCCUGCUCAAGGAGGCCAAGCAGGAGGAUAAGUUCAAGGAUCUCUAUCGCUUCACCUUCCAGUUCGGCCUGGACUCUGAAGAGGGGCAGAGGUCACUGCACCGGGAAAUAGCCAUCGCCCUGUGGAAAUUAGUCUUCACCCAAAACAAGCCUCCCAUUUUGGACCAGUGGCUGCACUUCCUAGUCGAGAACCCCUCAGGAAUCAAGGGAAUCUCCCGGGACACGUGGAACAUGUUUCUAAAUUUUACUCAGGUGAUUGGACCAGACCUUAGCAACUACAGCGAGGACGAGGCUUGGCCGAGCCUCUUCGACACCUUCGUGGAGUGGGAAAUGGAGCGCAGGAGAAGGGAGGAGGAAGCCAAACGCGUUAGGGCUGCGGACACGGAGGGCCUGCGCCUGCAGGACCAGACUUAGCGGCCUGCCAGCAGCAGUGGCGGCAGCCAGCUGCUGCCCUUGGUGAAGUGUAACCUCUGGAUGCUUCUGGAGGCGGCCGAGGCUCCAGGUUUUUCUACUUUACACCUAUCUCUGCCUUGUCUUUCGAAAGGGCUCUAAAAUGCUGUAUCAUGUUUUAGGCACUUUCUUCCGUUGGGUUAUUCCUUCUUCCUCUCGCCUGGAAACGUUUUGCCCCUGGCUACAAGGUCAGCGUUUUGGGGUUAGAUUUAUUUGGUUUUUGGUUUUGUUUCUCUCUUUUUUUUUUUCCCCCCCAAGACUUCAGAUCAGCCCAAGUCUGAUCUUUCUUGCACAUCGUGGGUCUGUUUAGUUAGGUUAAGUUAACAUUGCUAAGUGAUGCAGUGCCAGAUGAAGGGUUGUGUUUUGGGUCUGUCAUACUCCACCUGUCAGGGCAGGUCUGUACUGUGUGUAGUGCUGUUUACAUGGUUGAAGUUUUAGGCUGUAAUGAUUUUUAAGGGUGGGUUUGUUUUUAUACCAAGAAGAACAGCAGUGUUAACUGGUAACUAGACAUGCAUUAAUCCCCUGCUAAUAAGACUCUAAAAGAAAGAAAACCCAACCAAAUCCCCCCCCCCCAAGACAAGCAACAGCGUUUUGUAACAUGGUGAAUUCCCAUUUUAAGCUCUUAGUGAAGGAGUCCAGAUCAUUCCUUAGGAUUUUUUUUCCUUUCUCUUUUUUUUUUCCAGGAGUGUUCUCUGAAAUUACUGUACCUGUCAGUCAACUGAGUGGUGGAUAAUGAUCUGUACCCGAAUCUCUUUACACAUCACCUAAUAAAAGAGCAGUACUACCUCA
Messenger RNA from Pogoniulus pusillus (Red-fronted tinkerbird), 2044 nucleotides. It is a transcript of the gene DCUN1D3, whose product is annotated as defective in cullin neddylation 1 domain containing 3. Gene Ontology annotation, biological process: protein neddylation. Bases 305 to 1219 code for a protein of 304 amino acids. Lineage: Eukaryota; Metazoa; Chordata; Aves; Piciformes; Lybiidae. Gene Ontology annotation, molecular function: cullin family protein binding; ubiquitin conjugating enzyme binding; ubiquitin-like protein binding. Gene Ontology annotation, cellular component: ubiquitin ligase complex. The record is from RefSeq and is a predicted model, not a curated record. The transcript has 4 exons.